Molecule: messenger RNA, 1412 nt
Organism: Labeo rohita (rohu)
Lineage: Eukaryota; Metazoa; Chordata; Actinopteri; Cypriniformes; Cyprinidae
Product: NACHT, LRR and PYD domains-containing protein 12
Exons: 4
Molecular function (GO): protein binding
Source: RefSeq, a predicted model, not a curated record
GUUGUGUGGGUGUGAACUCACUGCUCAGUCCUGUGAGAGUUUGUCAUCAGUCCUCAAAAAAUCCUCAAACUCUGUCCUGAGAGAACUGGAUCUGAGUAAAAAUGACCUGCAGGAUUCUGGAGUGAAGCUUCUUUCUGAAGGACUAAAGAGUCCAAACUGUCAGCUGGAGAUACUGAGGUUGUCUGGCUGUAUGGUGACAGAGGAAGGCUGUGGUUAUUUGUCUUCAGCCCUAAGUUCAAACCCCUCACACCUGAGAGAGCUGGAUCUGAGCUACAAUCACCCAGGAGAUUCAGGAGUCAAGCUACUCUCUGAAAAACUAGAGGAUCCAAACUGCUCACUGGACAAACUCAAUGUUGAUCAUGGAGGAGAAUCCAGGAUUACAGCAGGACCGAAGAAAUAUGCCUGUUUUCUCACACUGGAUCCAAACACAGCAAACACUCAACUCAGUCUGUCUGAGGAGAACAGAACAGUGACAUUUGUGACAGAGAAACAGUCGUAUCCUGAUCAUCCAGACAGAUUUGAUCUGUUUUCUCAGGUGUUGUGUAGAGAGAGUGUGUGUGGACGCUGUUACUGGGAGAUUGAGUGGAGUGGAAAUGUGUAUAUAUCAAUGUCAUAUAAGAGCAUCAGUAGGAAGGGAGGGGGUGAUGAAUGUGUGUUUGGACGUAAUGAUCAGUCCUGGAGUUUGUUCUGCUCUUCUGACAGAUACUCAUUCAGACACAAUAACAUAGACACUGAUCUCCCUGUGAAGCCCAUCAUCAGUAGAAUAGGAGUGUUUGUGGAUGUGAGUGCAGGAACUCUGUCCUUCUACAGCGUCUCUGACACAAUGAGUCUCAUCCACACAGAACAGACCACAUUCACUCAGACGCUCUGUGCUGGGUUUUGGGUUUAUUCUAGAUCAUCAGUGAAACUGUGUUGAUGAAUGAGAACAGACUGAUGAGAGAUUGUACCCAUAAUGCUUUGAGCUGAUGAUGAAUCAGUAACAGUGAGAUGUUAUAGAGUCUCUUCAUCACAUGAAUAUGAACAUGAAUCAGAAUUAAUGUGUGUGAUAAAUCCUCAUAUAGACAGUAAGAUCAGUGUGUGUGUAAGUAUAUUUGUGUUUUAUUGUCGUGUCUCAUCAAUCAUUUGUUUUAUUAGUGUUAAAAAUGUAAAAAUGUCACAAUCAUGAUAAAGAUUAUGUAAUUCUUUUCUCUUGUUUUUGCACAUAAAUAAUAAAACACAGUCACAAAUCAACCUGAAAUCAGAUUUUAAUUGAUGUUUGUAUCAUGAAUAUAAUCAAUUCCUCACAAGACUGAAAUGAGUUUCUGACAUUAUAAAAUAUGACAAUAAUCACAGCAUUUACUAUAAUACAAUAUUUUGUAAAUACAGUAAAGUUGUAUUAUGGGAUCUCCUUAAAUAAAAAAGCUGUCAGAAUA